This is a messenger RNA of Epithele typhae, 219 nucleotides long. RefSeq lists its product as uncharacterized. The record is from RefSeq and is a predicted model, not a curated record. The transcript is spliced from 3 exons. Gene Ontology annotation, cellular component: mitochondrial inner membrane. Bases 1 to 219 code for a protein of 72 amino acids. Lineage: Eukaryota; Fungi; Basidiomycota; Agaricomycetes; Polyporales; Epitheliaceae.
AUGCAUCUCCUCGCAGGCACCGGGUUCCACCCGCACCUUCCGGGCUUCACGCACAGGUUCCUCGCCACCACGCUGGGUGCAACGAUGUGGUUCUUCAUCUUCUACCGCGCGAGGAAAGAUGGUGCGAAGCUUCUGGGCUUGAGACAUCCAUGGGAGGGUCAUCACGAUGGUCAUCACGGUGGCCACGAAGAGGGUCACGGGCAUUCAGAGCACCACUAG